Molecule: messenger RNA, 2706 nt
Organism: Symbiodinium sp. CCMP2592
Lineage: Eukaryota; Dinophyceae; Suessiales; Symbiodiniaceae
Source: the annotation of a GenBank genome assembly
AUGUCGAUCUUGAAGCUGCUUCCCUUGGCAUUGAUUGUGGCGGCCGGCGCGGACACUUCCGCGUGCCAGGCAGAUGACGUGGCGCUCCUGCAGGAGAAGCUGAAGACACAGGACGUCAAGGGACAGGAUGCCAAGGGGCAGGGCAACCUCGACUUCCCGGACCUGGGCGCACUGAAGGAUGCUUUGGGCAACAUCGCCGACCAGGUCACGGACUUCGCGAACAAGGGCAUUGAUCAGGUCACCAAUCAGCUUGGCGAUGCUCUUGAGGCAGCCGAUAACGAGGUCCUAGUCUUACAGGCGAAGUGCAAUGACUCCGUGGAGGUGUUCCGUGUGGCAAUGAAGAUGAAUGCCACCAUCGCUGAGAACAUCACGAGGCUGUGGUUCCCGGCUGUACCAGACGAGCGUGCGCCAGCAAUAGAUGAUGCCCUUUCGCAUACUGAAGUAAAUAUUCCUUCCGUGCACAUGCAGCCCUGCAUGGUGGAAUCUGUUAUAGCCAGCGAGGAGUCUUCGGGUGAUGGUCGCAACAGCCAGGAAAGCGAUGGGGGAGAGCAGUCCUCUACGUCCUCCGAGAAGGAUAUCCAGGCCAGUCUCAGUGCCGAGCAGGGCGAAGUAGUUGUGGCCCAGCUGAUUGCCGGAAUGGAGGCGUUCUGCCCAGACAUAAUCCAAGCCGUCCAUGCUUACCACGCCGUGAGGAGAUUCGGCCACGUUUUUCGGGCUCGGAAAGGAGCAUCAACAUGGCAUCGUCGAGUGAGCUUCGAGACGACAAAGAUAGACCAAUUUUGGAGUCACAGUUGGCACGGCCCAAAGUGGAACAAAGCUAUGACAGCUAUAUUUGUGAACAAUGGCAUGAAAGCAGCACUGGUGGCGACCCUGGUUUCGUUUCUUUUGAUGUUUCUUCAUGCCUACCGCAUAUUGCCAACUCUUCAACUAGUCAGGGGCACACGGUUUUAUCCAAUGCAUUCGUAUUGGAUCCGGGUCAUUUGCUUGGUCGUGUACUUCGUGGCCUUGUUCUUCUGGACGCCCCGGCAGAAGAUAUUCCUGGAUGUCUUGUGCAUCGAUCAGGUCAACGCGAGACGCAAGGCACUCGGGCUGGCCAGCAUGGGUGCAUUGCUCAGGGCCUCCGAUUCUCUAGUUAUCUUGUGGGAUCCAUCAUGGAGCCGCCGCCUCUGGUGUGUCUUUGAGCUCGCAGCAUUCUUGCAUAGUUGUCAUGUCGAUGGGAGAAAGGUAAAGCUGACCAUCAGGCCAACCUUGUUGGGCCCCUGCUUAAUGUCCAUGCCGAUUGCUUUAUCCUUUGUGAUGCUCCCGAUGAGCUUCAUCCCCGACGAAAGGGUCCUUCAAGGGGCCGAUCCAUACCGGCUGCGGUAUUUCGUUUUGUGGCCGUUAAUUGGGCUUUUCAUUUUAAUAUUCUUCUUCUUCAGCGUGAUGAAAGUACGAGCGUACUUCCGUUAUGUGCAGGAGCUGUUGCAAAAUAUCGGCAAGUUUGUCGUCAGCGACAGCAUAUCCCACUGCUGCACUGUGGGUCAUGUAUCUUCGACUGGGGCCCAGAUGGUCUGUGAUCGCCGUGUCAUUCUCCAGUGCAUCACAACUUGGUUCGGCAGUGUGGAGCGUUUCGAAUCCCAUGUGCGGACAGAUGUUCUGCAAUGUCUUCAAGACCAGCUUUCCAGAGAGGUUUUCACGUACAAUCAGAUCGCGGUCUCAGCACUGCCCAUGUUUUGGCAUUACAUGGACGCAGCCGCAUCGGCGCACUACCAUUACAUAGGAAUUGGUGAGAGGCCUCUUUUCGGAGCCAUCCGCGAGUUCGUCAGAGGUCUUGGCUGGGCCUUUGGUGUGGUACCUGUGGUAGUUUUGCUCACUGUCAGACUGUCCUGCCUAUUGCAACGCCGACGCAGCUGCGUCCUUUGCGACAUAGUGGUCAACCUCCUCAUCAUAGCAGCAAUCUUCCUCUUCGUCUUUGUAGCUCUGAUGUCUGAGCAGUUUUUCUGGACGCUGAACUUGGAGGAUUUGGAGCCAGGGCAACUAAGCCCAUAUGAGCUCCUCCCCGGGUCGGCUCUCUUCAGCAUUGUGAUGCUCUCCAUCGCUCUGAUAUUUUUCACGAUAAGGGUCAAGAAGCUUGCGGACGAAACCGUGGGUGCGCUGAUGCCGCUCUACAAGACCAUCUCUGAACAGGUGACCAAUGCCUUCAGCGCUGCAACGACCCUCCUGAAGCCCAUUGGCCUCCAUGACGAGGCCGAGAAGCUCACAGCUUGCGCUAAGUCAGCUGUUGAUUACCUCACCAACCUCAAGGAGAAGGCCGCAGCAACCUUGACAGACCUCAAGGAGGCUUCCGAGGAGAACUUGGCACCGACCCUGGCUAAGCUGAAGGAGAACCUGGGUUCGGCGAGAUCUACGGCCGCCAGCUUCACAUCCGAGUUCGAUUCCACCUUCCAGGGCUUCGCCGACAGCUUCGUGCAGGCGGUGCUGAAGAAGCUCCCGGAGGACAAGAAGGAGACUCUGGGUGCCAACAUCCAGAACUCUGCUGAUACCUUGACUGGCAAGGUGCACGAUCUCUGCGAAGACGUCAGCAAGCUGCUGGACGGCGCCAGCAGCGGCCUCGAGCACAGCGCCCUCAGCGUGGAUCCGAAGCUCGGGGCGGCCAUGGAGGCCGAGGUCUCCUCCCCGGGCUUCUUCGGUUCCAUCCUCAACUUCUUCAAGCGCCUCUUCCGCUGA